Messenger RNA from Eimeria tenella, 1431 nucleotides. RefSeq lists its product as uncharacterized. The transcript has a single exon. The coding region runs from base 1 to 1431 and encodes 476 amino acids. Lineage: Eukaryota; Apicomplexa; Conoidasida; Eucoccidiorida; Eimeriidae. The record is from RefSeq and is a predicted model, not a curated record.
AUGGAAACAAUUGCAACACCAGCAGAUGUUAUGCGUCGCUUUCGGCUGCUGCAGCUGGCAAACAGCAGAGCCAGGAAGCAGCGGCUGCAGCUGGCGGAGCGGCGGCUGGGCUCUGCUGCUGCUGCUGCCCCCGCCAAGCCCGACACUACAGCAGCAGCAGCAGCAGCAGCAGCAAAGCACGACGCAGCAGCAGACCCAGCAGCGGACCUGCACAGUGGCCAGAGACCGCUGCUGCCAGCCAAGGCAACUUGGGGUGUAUCGCAGCAGCAAAGAGCUCUCUUCUUAAGCCGCCGCAAGCAAGCCGGAGCUGCUGCUGCUGCUGCUGCUGCUGGGGCCGGCGCUGCAACUGCUGCAGCGGCUGUUCCUGCUUCGAAGAGCGGGGUCUCGGCAACCGUCAGCAGCGCAGCAGCAGCAGCAGCAGAGCGGCGCUCCCGCCGCAACUACCCCACAAUCGUUGUGGAAGCAAGCAGCACUCCUGAGGAGAUACAAGAGCUUGAAGAGCAGCAGCAGCAGCAGCAGCAGCAGCACUUGCACCACCACCACCAUCAGCGCACAGCCAACGGCAGCGGCAGCAGCAAAACACCCCAAGCAGAAGCAGCAGAGAUCGAGCUGCUGCUGCUGCAGCUACCUUGGGUGCAGCAGCAGCAAGCCGCAAACGGAGACGCAGCAGACGCAGCAAAUGUACCAACAAACGAAGACCCCGCGAACGCAGCAGCAGCAGCAGCAGGGGUGACACGAGAAGGAGAAGGAGCAGCGGACGCCAGCGCAGCAGCAGACGCAGCAGCAGGAGGCGUGCCCAGCGGCUCCCCAACAGCAGCAGCAGCAGCAGCAGAUGAAAUAGAACCCCUCGAGCAGCUGCCGCCUUCGCUGCUGGCACUUAUAGAACUUCACUUCCGACGCGCAACAGUUGCUGCUGUUGAAGAAGACAAAAGAGCUUUAGAGAUGGCCAGGCCUUUGUGGCUGCAGAAGCAGCUAGCAGCAGCAGCAGCAGCAACGGGGGCAGCAAGAGCGGGCGAACCCGCUCCAGACGCCGCAGCGCAGCAGCCGCACGGCUCGGCAGCAGCAGCAGCAGCGCAGCGACCCCAAAGCCACCGCAGAGACGCAGAGCCCCACCAAUUGCUGCAGCAGCAGCAACAGCAGCAGCAACGCCGCAGGCAGCAGGAGCAGCUAACUCUGAGGUCAAGCCAUCACUCCUGGUUCACCUGCACUGAGCAGCCCCAGCAGCAGCAACAGCAGCAGCAGCACGGGGCCCCACGAACAGCAGCAGCAGCAAUCCCCCGCCGCGCGCUUGAGCGGCUCGUGCUGCUGUUCAAGAGAGACUUGCUGCCGCAGCAGCUGCCCUCAGCUCUAGCCCAAAGCAGCAGCAGCAGCAGCAAAGCAGCAAACAGCUCGCAGCGCUUCGGAAGCAAACUCUUAUCAACAAAAACUUGA